CCAAUACAUAAAUAAGUGUUCAGUUAUAAAGAGAUUGGGAGACACUCCAAUAAUGGGGAAAAAUAAGCCAAAGGGUGUCAUCCCGGGUAUAGCAGUGCAUGCCGGUAUACGAUGGGACAUAACCCUAUCUGCACAAGACCCGGAAGAAAACCUUGAAAUGAGAUCAUUUAUAGGACCAUACUAUAAUGAAACAACAUCAGAUCCUAGUUUGCCAGAUGCGGUAUCUUGGUCAAAGAUCUACAAUAUGAAACAGAAAGAGGGAGAAGCAGUGGAAAGAGUCAGUGUUUAUUAUGGACAUGACGCAAGACGGGGAUUGAGUCUUAAAGAGUAUACUAAAGGUUUGGAUACCAGAUGUUCACGAGGCGGGGAACUUACUGCCAUGGUUAUUAGUCUGGAUUUGGGAAAGCAUGAUGAAGUUGUUUACACUGAGGAAACUGUUCUGGUCCAAUGCCAGGAAUAGUGUAUCUGCAAUGUAUUUAUUUACAAAUAGCUAGAAAUAUAUGUUUUAUGAAUUAUAUGAGCCCUUUGUCGGCAUUUUCUUUCAUGAACAAAACAGGAAACGCAAUUGCCAAAUAGUAACUUUAACUAACAUGCGCGUAGCCACAUAAAUGUGGAGGUUACUGCAUUCAGAAUAGGAAUAGCCAUAUUGAGUCAAACUAUAUUUGCAACUAACCAGCAAUGUCGCACGGGCGACAUUGGUUCUGUGCAAGCGAAAGUUUAAAAAAUGUCGCACACUGAAAAUCAUCCCACUCUAUUAGCUCCACCCUUCCCCUUCUCCUUCUCCUUCUCCUCCUUCUGCCCCCUGCAACCAUGAGCAAAGUAGCAUUGGCAGUAAUUGACCUACAAGAAGACUUUCUACCACCGGAUGGAUCACUCGCCAUUGCCGAUGGUCGAUCAAUCAUCCCCAAAAUCAACAAACUACUAUCCAAGCACAACUGGGCCGCAAUUAUCAAUACCCAAGACUGGCAUCCUCACAACCACAUCUCGUUUGCAUCCACCCAUGGCGUAGCCCCUUAUUCACAAUUGCAAUUUACACAUCCUGAGGGCAAAAUUGACGCAACUACCAAUCAAGCACAAGUGAUGACGCAGUACGUGUGGCCAGACCAUUGUGUGCAAGACACCGCUGGCGCCGCCCUUGAACAGCUGUUUGCAGACGCAUUCAAUCAGAUCCAAGGCGAGAAAACUAAUGUCAAGAAGGGAUAUUUAGUAGACCGUGAGUAUUACUCCUGUUUCCAGGAUUGUUGGGGGUUGCAUCAUACAGAAAUGCAGCCAUAUUUAAAGGAAAAGGGAAUCACAGACGUUGUGUUUGUUGGAUUGGCUUACGACUUCUGUGUUAUGAACUCAGCAGUUGAUUGUGCAAAAGAUGGAUUCAAUACUGUCGUGUUGAAGGACUAUUGCAAGAGCGUGUAUCCUGACAAGAUUGCAGAAACUGACAAGGUGUAUACCGAUGCUGGUGUUCGCAUUGUUGAGGAUAAGGACUUGGAUGCACUUUUUAAAUAGCUAUUCUUGUAUGCCUAGUCUGGCUAGUAAUUGUUGACGUUUUUUAUCAACUAACCAUUGGGAAACCUGCUCGUUUGUAGGGAAUUGGUCGAAGUUGUACAUGUCAUCAUCUCCUUCUUUUUGUGGUUUCGCCAAUUCCAUUGAUCUCUGUUGUUCAAACUUUAAUAAAGGAUCAUCUGUGCGAUUCACCUCAUCAAAGUAUCCAUAAUACGAAUAAUCAAUUCUGCUUUCCCUUGC
This is a messenger RNA of Spathaspora passalidarum NRRL Y-27907, 1737 nucleotides long. It is a transcript of the gene PNC1, whose product is annotated as nicotinamidase. Bases 811 to 1500 code for a protein of 229 amino acids. The record is from RefSeq and is a predicted model, not a curated record. Lineage: Eukaryota; Fungi; Ascomycota; Pichiomycetes; Serinales; Debaryomycetaceae. The transcript has a single exon.